AUUUGAAUGAAUCAAAUGAUAAUUCUUGACGGACAUAAAAAUUUUAUACAGAUAAAAAGAGAAAUCUAUAUUCAAGGAUUUUAUUUCUGUGAUUGUAAAUUAAUAUUUUUGUGAUAAUUCUUGUAUUUUUGUUAUAUUCGUAGUUACAUAUAGCCAGUUUGAAUUCGUGAUGGCUUGCCUUGAAACACCAAUAGCAAACGGAGAUUCCGAAAUGGAAGAAGGAGAAAUAGUGGACGAAGCUGAUGACCUCUCGGAUAUAUCAUCAGAGGAAGAGUUUUUGCUACGGCAGCGGUUACAAGUGUUAGAAAAUUAUAACAAUGUCUUAGAACGCAAGGAAGCCAAACGGACUUCUGUUGGGUCAGAUAAUGCUGCAGAUGUUUGCAGAGCAGAGGCUGAUAAAAGUGUAACAAAAUUGACUUUAAAAAUUACUAAAACACAAAAACCUGUUAAAGUUCAACAUAAACAAAAGAGAUCAAAGAUUAUUAAUAAACAAAGUACUAAAAUUAAAGAACAUAAGAGGAAAAAUCACCGCAUUAAAAAGAAAAUUACAAUUGUAAGUGAUAGUGACAUAUCAGACGAUGAAUACAGAAAUAAAAGACGAAGAUUGGAAAAUGCAGUUUGUUUAAGCAACAUUAAACAUGACACAACAACUUUAAAAGAUCGUCUUUCGAAAAUGCUUUGUGAAUCCAAAGCUGAAGCUCCUAAUAUUGAGGCUCCUUGUGAAAUAAUAAAAUCUCCAGAAACAAUAAAAAACAAUACACUUGAAGUAGAAAAUAACAAAGAAGAACCUAAUUUAGCAGUUAGUGUAGAGAAGUCUGAAAAUAUUAAUACUAUUGAACCGAUACAUAUUUGCAGUGAUGAAAAUCUAAGUAAACCAGAAGAAAUAUCGCAGGAUGUAAUUGAUACAGUUGUUAUUGAAAACAAAGAAGAAUCACAUAGUGAUUGCAAUUCUGACGAAGACUUAGAAUUGCUUCGGCAAAUGGCACUGAAAACAAAAUCUGUUAAAAUAGCCAUGCACAAAGAUCAAAAGUCCACAAAAAGCAAAGCACCUAUAAUAUCAGAAGAUGAGGAUAGUGACACAGCAGAGUUAAGAAUGAUUUGCCUAAAGUCAGCUUUAUUGAAAAAAGCUAUUGAAAUAAAGCAAAAACAGAAAUUACAGAAGAGACUUUCGCAAUCGUCUAUUGUGCCAGAUGACUUUGAUAUAGAAAAACCUGAAAAUGAUAUAAAUGUAGAUAAUAACACUGACAUUGAAUCAGUUGAUAUGGAUAUUGGAUCAGAUGCUGAAGACAAAGGAAAGAUUAUUAACGAUUCCAAUCAAAAGAAUGAAACUAAAAUUAAUAAUAAUAUGAUAAAAGAUGAGUUAGAAGAUGAUGAAGAUUUAUUGCGAGCAAAGUUACUAACUUCUCUGAGUAAAAAUCUUCCUAAUCUAGUGCAGUUAAAUGAUUUAGAUUCUGUUCUAGCUAAACCAGUUGUUAAGUCUGAAAAUACUGCCAAGGUACCUCCUCAACCUCAGCCAGAAGAGAAGAAAUUUAUUAUCCAACUGAGAGAAUCUGAUUCUGAAGGUGAAAAUGAAGCUACGAAAAAUUUGACUAAAAUGCACAUGAAGUUAUCAGAACAACAGGAAUUCCAAAACAAGUUAGAUCUCUUCCUAAAGUCGACACGAAUGGAAGUUGAAAAAAGUAAAUUGCCAGAUGUUGUUCAGAAACCUACACAAAAAGUACCAGAAAAAUUUGUAAUCAAGGCCAUGAAUCAUUUACCAAAAUCCGAACAAAUAGAGUACAAAAACUUAGUCAAGAGAAUGGCUGAAUUGGAAAAAUUGAAACAAGCUAGACAGAACGCUACUAUUGCUAUUAAUAAAGUAUCCACGCCAAAAGAAACUCUUAAACCUAGGAAUUUAUCAAUUGAAGCAUACAAAAUAGCUUAUGCAAAAAAAAUAGAAGACAAAAUCGCCCAGUCAAGAAAAAAUAUAGCCGAACAAUCAGGAAAAAUGCUCAGUUUGAAGGAAGAGGCCACAAAGCUAUCACAGAAAUAUAAAAUUGUUGCUACAGAACUGAGAAAUAUUGCUACUGCUAUAACCAUGAAUAAAAAACAACAAAAACUUUUGCAGAUUGGUUUAUCAAAAAUAAGACACCAACAUCAAAUGUUGAUAAAAAGCUCACCAGUAAGACAUUCCAACAGCCAAAACAUACAGAUUGGUCGACAACUGGAUAAAAUUAUAAAUACAACCAAAUUACAAAAAGAAAAUGAUCCAUCGACUGAAGAACACAAAAAUAUCGCUAUGCUGAAAUCUGUUAAAGUUAGCGUCGUUAAUAAUUUUAAUAACGACAAUAUUCAAUCGAAAGGCGUUCCUCCAAGACUGUCAGUACAAGUAGAUAUGAGUAACAACAAGAAAGUAGUAAAGAUGCCGAGUCCUAUAAAAGACAGAGUGGUUGAUAUUAAGAAAACAAUUACAAAAUCACAUAUCAGUGACGUAAAAAAUGAAGAAAUAGUUAAUACGACAGACAAGCAAAUAGACACAAGAUGUAGAAAUGAAACAGAAUCCUGCGAUGAGAUUCCAGCAAAUGUAAAUGAUUAUAAAUCGCCAUUAGGCUCUUUACAGUGCAGAAAUUGGGAAGAAGAUCCAAACGGCGUCCUGUGUCCUUUCGAAGUCGGCGGCAGCUGCAGAGACACGGACUGCAAAUACCUCCAUCCCAAACCCCAUAAAACUGAAUGACAAUACAUUACACACGUAUACAAACACAGACAUUCAUACAAUACUUACACAUGUCACAUAACACACGCGAUUGUCUCCCACUGUCCUUUUUAUCUUCAACCGCCUAAGGAUGCCAUUACGUUUGCCGUCAACAGUCGGGGCAGCGGAGCUUCGGGUGUGGUAAGUGAACGUUUAAUAGUGAUCUAAAGUAGUGGUUAUCGACUUGACAUUUUGGUCCAGUGUUGCCAGAACUUCGUGUCGUGUUCAAUUUUAAUGGUAAACUGUGUUUGUGGACUUUUCAUAUCGACUUUAGUUGUUUAUUAUUAAUUCAUUAUACUAUAAAUAUUAUUAUUGAAAUAAAUGUACAAUGUACAUAAUGUAAAAAUAAAGAAGUUAUUAAUAAAGUUAUUUAAAAAUAUUGUAAA
This is a messenger RNA of Bicyclus anynana (squinting bush brown), 3117 nucleotides long. Its product is annotated as thyroid receptor-interacting protein 11. The transcript has 8 exons. Bases 170 to 2713 code for a protein of 847 amino acids. Gene Ontology annotation, molecular function: metal ion binding. NCBI's taxonomy places the organism in Eukaryota, Metazoa, Arthropoda, Insecta, Lepidoptera, Nymphalidae. The record is from RefSeq and is a predicted model, not a curated record.